AUGCGUAACUUUGCGAGGAUCCCGCUUUGUCGCCCCCUCGGGGGGAAGCACCCGUUCCGCUUUAACAAGGCGCAAAUAAAAACACUGCACAACUUCCUAGACGUCCUGGAAUUUGAAGAGGGGAAAGAAGACGAUACGGAGUAUAGGCGAAUCGAUGAGCUAAGCAAAUACGUUGAAGUUAUAAAAAUUAAGGACAGCCCAAUUAACGAAAGUAAGUACUAUGGGUACAAUUUCGAAAAUGAAGAAAAUUUUUUUGACCCCAAUGGAGAAUUGAAAAAAAAUUUACCUGAACAGGUCAUACAAAAUGAAGGAGAACGAAUAAAGGAAUACAUACAUGUGCCCCCAUUUGUUUUAACGAAAUUAUGUGAAUAUGCAUUUAAAGAAAUAUUAUUUUUUUUAAAUAAAAAACAUUUGAAGCAACUGAGCAACAUAUUGAAUGAUGGGGAGUCCAGCAAGAACGACAAGUAUGUCGCCAUGACUUUAAUUAAGAACGCCGUCAUCAGUGCUGAGCAGAAUUUGCCUGGAUGCCAGGACACGGGGACGGCCAUCAUUUUGGGCAAAAAGGACGAGGACAUAUUAACCUCUUAUGAGCACAAGUAUUUGAACUUGGGUGUUUACAAUGCCUAUCGCAACAAUAACUUUCGUUACAGCCAGCUGUCUCCCCUGAGCAUGUUCAGCGAGGAGAAUACAAAGAAUAACUUGCCAUGCCAGAUUGAGAUAUACAGCUCCGUGCGCGGGGGGAAGGCACAUGGUGGAGUAACAACGCCGGGGGUGCGGGCGUCUCCCCCGUCUUCUCCCCCCACUUGUGCCGCGUCCACCGCGUCCAUCGCCAAGUACGAACUGAUCUUCAUCGCCAAGGGCGGGGGGAGCGCAAACAAGACGUUCCUGUUCCAACAAACCAAGAGCAUCCUGAACGAAGACAAGCUCUACGAUUUUCUCCUCGAAAAAAUUAAAGAAAUUGGUACCUCCGCAUGCCCCCCAUAUCACUUGGCAGUAGUAAUUGGAGGGCUGUCUGCUGAAAUGAAUUUAAAAGUGGUAAAGUUAGCGUCCUGCAGGUACUUGGAUGAUUUGAAGAAAGAGGGUGGAGGGUACGGAAAGGCAUUUCGAGACAUGAAGAGUGAAGAAAUUAUUUUGCAGAAGGCACAAGGGCUAGGUAUAGGUGCUCAAUUUGGGGGGAAGUACUUUGUACAUGAUGUGAGAGUGAUCCGCUUGCCGAGACAUUCUGCUUCGUGUCCUAUUGGCAUUGGUGUUUCCUGCUCAGCUGACAGGCAAAUUAAAUGCGUAAUAAAUCGAGAGGGGGUAUUUAUGGAGGCUCUGGAGCAUGAGCCGAUUAAGUACCUACCAGAAAUUACGUACAAGGAGUUGAAGCGGGUCGGGGGGGUGGCAGCGCGUACUGGGGAGGAGCACUCCGGAGAGGAAGACACAGGGGAGGGAGGCAUCGCCAUCAACCUUAAUCAGCCCAUGGAAAGCAUCCUUAAAUGUUUAUCGGAGCACCCCGUGUCGACCCUGCUCCUACUAUCGGGCAAGUUAAUAGUCGCCAGGGACACAGCCCACAAAAGAAUAGUUGAUGAUUUUGUCCUGCACGGAAAACCCAUCCCAGAGUACUUUAAAAAAUACCCAAUUUACUAUGCAGGGCCAGCGAAAACUCCAAAUAAUUACGCCAGUGGUUCUUUUGGACCUACCACAGCUGGUCGUAUGGACGCGUAUGCUGAAGUACUUAUGAAGAAUGGGGCUUCUUUAAUUUCGUUGGCCAAAGGGAAUAGGUCUUCCGUGGUACGGAACGCGUGUAAAAAGUAUCACGGGUUUUACUUGGGGAGUAUAGGUGGGCCUGGUGCCAUUUUGGCCAAGAAAAAUAUUAAAAAGGUGGAGGUGAUUGACUUUGCGGAGCUCGGGAUGGAGGCUGUGCACCUUAUCGACGUGGUCGACUUCCCGGCCUUCAUCGUCAUAGACGACAAGGGAAACGAUUUUUACAAUAAGUGGAUCCCCGCUUAA
Plasmodium fragile is the source of this 1992-nucleotide messenger RNA. RefSeq lists its product as uncharacterized. Lineage: Eukaryota; Apicomplexa; Aconoidasida; Haemosporida; Plasmodiidae. The record is from RefSeq and is a predicted model, not a curated record. The transcript has a single exon. Gene Ontology annotation, molecular function: hydro-lyase activity. The coding region runs from base 1 to 1992 and encodes 663 amino acids.